Messenger RNA from Oncorhynchus keta (chum salmon), 2922 nucleotides. Its product is annotated as trans-1,2-dihydrobenzene-1,2-diol dehydrogenase-like. The transcript is spliced from 7 exons. Gene Ontology annotation, molecular function: nucleotide binding. Lineage: Eukaryota; Metazoa; Chordata; Actinopteri; Salmoniformes; Salmonidae. The record is from RefSeq and is a predicted model, not a curated record. Bases 114 to 1121 code for a protein of 335 amino acids.
GAUCGGCUACUGGUAUUCUGUAUCUCCCUACAGGUGGGAAAUAUAUCCUUAUCAAAAAAGUUUGCUAAGUCUAUCUGGCGUCGAUAGAGAGACUUGCUAGUUCAUAAGUAAUCAUGGCAACACGGUGGGGAAUCUGCAGUGCAGGGAAAAUCAGCCACGACUUUUCAGUUGCUCUGAGGACCCUACCUCACGACGACCACCAGAUUGUGGCUGUUGCUGCUCGGAAUCUCCAUCAUGCACAAGAGUUUGCCAAAAAGCACAACAUCCCAAGAGUCUAUGGGAGCUAUGAGGAGCUAGCAAAAGACUCAGACAUAGAUGUGGUGUAUGUGGGAACCAUCCACUCUCACCACCUGAGCACAGGUAAGCUCUUCUUGACCUCCCAUAAGAACGUGCUCAUAGAGAAACCCUUGGCCAUGAAUCUAAGAGAGGUACUGGAGCUCACCAACACAGCCAAGGAGAAUGAUGUCUUUCUGAUGGAGGCCAUCUGGACUCGUUUCUUCCCUGUGUCUGUAGAGGUGGGCAGGCUGCUGGGCCAGGGUGAGGUGGGAGAGGUCCAGAUGGUAAGGGCCGACCUGGGAGCCCCCCUCACACACAUCCCUCGCCUGACCCAUAGAGAGCUGGGUGGAGGGGCACUACUGACCUUGGGGAUCUACUGCCUGCAGUUUGUCUUCAUGGUGUUCAAUGGGGAGAGACCGGAGUCCAUCCAAGCCAUGGGAUACUGUAUUGACACAGGAGUGGAUGGAACAGUAGUUUUGGUCUUAAAGUUCUCUGGGAACAGAAUGGCUGUGUGCACGUGCUCCAUCACGAUGAUGCUGACAAAUGAUGCUGUUAUCACUGGGACCAAGGGGACCAUCAAGGUCCCCAACCACAUGUGGUGUCCUACGAGCCUGGAGGUGAAUGGAGAGGUGAUGCAAUACCCUCUCCCUGAGCCCAGCCUUCCCCUCAACUUCAUUCACAGUACUGGGCUGCGCUACGAAGCAGAGGAGGUCAGGCAGUGUCUGCUUAAAGAGCUGAAGGAGAGCUCUGGAAUGCCUUGGUCACACUCACACCUUCUCGCCGAGGUCAUGGAUGAAGCCAGAAGACAAGUGGGAGUGACAUAUAAUCAAGACAGCAUCCAAUGAGAAAUAAUGCAGCCCAAGUCCCCCUUUCUCAGUCAUGGAUGCACUCUCUACCGAUGCUAGUCAGCAGGUGACUUCAGUCCAAUGAAUGCUAUAGGUUAUGCUGUUAUGAUGGUUAAACUAAGGGGGUGUGCUUGUGUGGCGGCUCCCUCUGAUCUGCCUGGUAAUAAUGGGCUGUGUCCCAAAUGGCACCAUAUUCCCUUUAUGGUGCACACCAGUGCAUGAAUCCUGGUCAAAGUAGUGAACAGGGUGCCAUUUGGGAUGCAGACAUGGUCUCAGGAGGUUUUAAUAACUUAUGAGGCUAAUCGGCCUAUGAUGUUUAUUUCAUGAGGACCAACCCAUUCAUGGUGAUUUUUUUUAAUGGAUAUGUGCCAGUUAUGUUCAGCUUGCCAGCAUCCAUCCUAUUGAGUUUGCUGUUUUGCUUGUUUGACCUCAAGCGAUUGGCCAGUCACUUAGUAGGUAAUAGGUUACAACAGAACAGACUACGUGUUACCUUGCUAGUUAGAGAGAACAUUGAUCUCCAGAUUGGAGUUGAGUGCAAUACUCCUCAUUCUGCUAAUGUAACAUAGGCUACCACCACUGCAGGGGAGAUGAUCAGCAGGCCUAUUGCUUAUUUCCUUAUUUUUCUAUAAUUUUGGAAAGUGACUAAUUAUGGCCACAACAAGGUCAAGGUCAUCCAAGGUCACACAGAGGUUCUUAGCAGUCUGGGAGGUUGUGUCACAGACCGAGUCUCCGUGCCAUAGAAAUUCAGACAUAAAACCAGACGUUUAUUGAAGUUGUGUAUUGAUUGCAUUGAUGAGGACGCUCAUUAAAUAAUUGUAAAGAUAUCCUCAUUAGUUCACCUGUAAAAGAGAGAUAUGCAUGUUUAGUGCUUCUACACCUGCAUUGCUUGCUGUUUGGGGUUUUAGGCUGGAUUUCUGUACAGCACAGAUAUAUCAGCUGACGUAAGAAGGGCUAUAUAAAUAAAUUAGAUUUUUGAUUUUUUGUUUUGUUUAGUCGGAACGUUGGUAAUUGGUUUUAGAGCGUGAAUGUUAAUAUAAGGAUGUUGUUUUAAAGAGACUACUAAUGUAAUGAAAUGAGAUCACCAUUUAUAUGGAUAAAUAAAUGUGUUACAAUUAACGUUAUUGAAAGAGCUGUUAGUUCCUGGUGCGUCUCCCACAAAGGUGUCAAAUGUGCGCUCAGGAGGGGAAGGUUUAUCCUGUGACGGGAGUAUGGCAAAGUUAGCUAAUUCCCGGGGAAGACAUGGUUGUAUCAAUGUGUUAUUUAUGCUUAAAGAAUGGUUUAAACCACUUAUUAAUGUGUGGAUACACAGGCAUAUUUAAAGUCUAAGUUGUUUUGAAUGAGUUCGAUUUGUGAUUUAAUUAAGUUCCCUUUGAAUCAGCUGUUGUUUUCUCUAAGGAGAAAAGCAUGCACACAUUUAAAAACUAUACGUUACUUAUCCUUUUAUCUAUAAAAUGUCUUGCACAACUAGCUAAUUUUGGUUUGAUUACUUUGCACAUUUAUUUUGGGAUUCCACCCCUGUAAAUGUGAUUUGCCUGAUGAGGCACGAGUGGUGUAAUUUCAUUGAAGUGCAUUUGUCUCCACGUUUCCUCACCUCUGCUUCUCGAUUACCUUUGACCUUUUUCAAAAGCAGGACAGGACUGAGGAGCAACGAGCAAAACCAAUUGAGAUUCUCCCAAUAAUUGUGCACUUGCUCCCCUCCCCUGUCGUUCUGCCCCUGAACAGGCAGUUAACCUGUCUUUCAAAAUAAGAAUUUGUUCUUAACUGACUUGCCUAGGUAAAAAAAAUAAAUCAAAUAUAAAUA